This is a messenger RNA of Tupaia belangeri chinensis (Chinese tree shrew), 2733 nucleotides long. RefSeq names its product endoplasmic reticulum-golgi intermediate compartment 1 (gene ERGIC1). Gene Ontology annotation, biological process: retrograde vesicle-mediated transport, Golgi to endoplasmic reticulum; endoplasmic reticulum to Golgi vesicle-mediated transport. Gene Ontology annotation, cellular component: endoplasmic reticulum; COPII-coated ER to Golgi transport vesicle; endoplasmic reticulum membrane. The coding region runs from base 87 to 941 and encodes 284 amino acids. NCBI's taxonomy places the organism in Eukaryota, Metazoa, Chordata, Mammalia, Scandentia, Tupaiidae. The record is from RefSeq and is a predicted model, not a curated record. The transcript has 10 exons.
CACGGCCAAGCUCACUACCUAGCAAGGUUCACGUCCUGGAGGAGAUGGUGCUCGGAUGCGGGGAGACCCACGGGAAGUGACAGCGGAUGUUUGACAUCUACAGGAAGGUGCCCAAGGACCUCACGCAGCCUACGUACACCGGGGCCAUCAUCUCUAUCUGCUGCUGCCUCUUCAUCCUCUUCCUCUUCCUGUCGGAACUCACUGGAUUCAUAACGACAGAAGUCGUGAACGAGCUAUACGUCGAUGACCCAGACAAGGACAGCGGGGGCAAAAUCGACGUCAGCCUGAACAUCAGCCUACCCAACCUGCACUGCGAGCUGGUCGGGCUGGACAUUCAGGAUGAGAUGGGCCGGCACGAAGUGGGCCACAUCGACAACUCGAUGAAGAUCCCGCUGAGCAACGGGGCGGGCUGCCGCUUCGAGGGGCAGUUCAGCAUCAACAAGGUCCCAGGCAACUUCCACGUGUCCACACACAGCGCCACGGCCCAGCCACAGAACCCGGACAUGACGCAUGUCAUCCACAAGCUCUCCUUUGGGGACACGCUGCAGGUCCAGAACGUCCAUGGAGCUUUCAACGCCCUCGGGGGAGCGGACAGACUCACCUCCAACCCCCUGGCCUCCCACGACUACAUCUUGAAGAUCGUGCCCACGGUGUACGAGGACAAGAGUGGCAAGCAGCGGUACUCCUACCAGUACACGGUGGCCAACAAGGAGUACGUCGCCUACAGCCACACGGGCCGCAUCAUCCCUGCCAUCUGGUUCCGCUACGACCUCAGCCCCAUCACGGUCAAGUACACGGAGAGACGGCAGCCGCUGUACCGGUUCAUCACCACAAUCUGCGCCAUCAUCGGCGGGACCUUCACUGUCGCUGGCAUCCUGGACUCCUGCAUCUUCACAGCCUCGGAGGCCUGGAAGAAGGUCCAGCUGGGCAAGAUGCACUGACGCCCUGUGCCCUGCCCGCGGCGCCCGGCUCCUCCCGCCGUCCCAGCCCAGGACCCGGCUGUGAUCCAAGUGUGUGUGGAAGGUGGGGGGAAGCAAGGGGUGGCUCACGGUUUCGCAGCUACCUCUUCCCCAUGUUUUAGACAAAUUACACUGCCCGGAGUUACCGUAGCCCUUGCCCUGGGGGGGCCCAAGACCAGUCAGAUUGGCGGUGGUGGUCCAGGAUGUUGGGGAUUCCUCAUGGCAGGGAGCUGUAUUUCUUUCCCUGUUAGGGAACAGCCCAGAAUCCCCACCGACCAGCUCUGGGCCCAUCUAUGACAAUCUCGUAGCCCCCACCACGUGGACACACCAGUCAUUUGUUUUUGUCCCGGGAGCCCACCUGCCCCAAGGUGUAGACCUGGGCUCUCAGCUUUGGAGCCAGGCUGCCCAAGGCUCUCCUGCCUGCACCUUGCAGAAGGAGGGUACUUCCCAGGCCAGCCCCUGACGUCUGCUCUAUGGAUGGAACCCUCACUUCGCCCACCCACCCCACCCCGGCCCUACCUGGAGCCCAGGCCCAGGUCUCUUACCCAGCCCUUCCUUGUCCUUCCAAGAAGCAGAUGCCCAGCGUGCGGCCGCGGCAGCAGAGGCCCAGACCUGCCCAGGCGGGUCACAGUCCCCCUCCAUUCGUGUUCCUCUGAACGCCCCACCAAUGUGCCUCGGCCCCUGUGCUCUGUGACAGCAGCGUCUCCUGGGCAGUUCCCACUGCCAAGGCCCCCUCUGUUCUGCUGGGGUCCACAAGGUCGUGGUUUGUGACUGGGAAGCCACCUUCGAGAACCAGACGGGCAUGGUUUGUGCACUUAGACCCAGGCAGGGGGAAGUGUCCUUUCCUGCAUCCUGAAAACAACCUGUCUCUGCUUCUCCCCGGCAGCUGCCGUUGGUCCCAGGGCCUUAGGUGGGGAAGCCCUGCGGCCCAGCUCUCCUGUCACCUUUGCAGCUCCACCUUUGGGGCUCCCAGGGACACAGGGCACUUGGACCCCUCAGUACGCAGGUGUAGCCAGCUUGCGCCAAGCUAGCUUUCCCACCAACACAUUCCUGGCCCUGGAGUGGCUCUCGUGUCCCCCCACGUGCUCCCGAAGUGGCCCCUGUCCUGCUGUUCCCCCUCAACCUUCUCCUUUUGUCCUGAAAGGGAGGGACAACGUUCCAGGCACGGAUUCCACCCAGGGAAUUACAGCUACGCCCUCGUGGCCUCAUGGCCUGGAGAGCCACCUGCUCUCCACGUCUAUCGAGAUGGCUUGCAUACUCGCGCUCUCGCAGUGAAGGCGUGUCCAGGGAAGGCUUUUUAAAAUGAUCUGUAUGGAUAGCUCAAGUCUCUGCCAUUUGUAAUUUUUGGCUCUGAAUUCCGAUUAGAAAAGCUCUCCCGUUUGCCUCCGAGUUGACUGCUGUGCGUGCAAACCAUCUCUGGUUAUUUCUGGUAUCUGCGGCCACUUGGAUAGAUCUUGUUUUUGCUUUUUUUAAUAUAUAUAUAUAUUCUGUUCCCUGGUUACAUAAAGGAGUCUCUUUGGUGAGCCUGUAGUUUGGGGACAGGGUGGGUUGGGGUGAGAAAUGUGUGGCAUGCACAAGAGUUGAAAUUCCACUUUUAUGAAUUUUUUAAGAAAAGAAAGAAAAAAAAAAAACCUCUGAGAACAUGGAGGAUGUCAGUUUCCUAUGGAAGAGACACCUCUGACCUGUUAUAACAAAAACCUCAAGGGAAAAAAAUGUUCUCAUUCUUCCCCACCCUGGGUUUAAAUAGAUGAUUAAAGGCUGAUUUUCAGACGCA